AUGAGAUUACCAACUGUUGUUCUACACUUAUUAUUUGCUGCUAUAAUUGCCGCUUUACCAAUCAAAUAUGAUACCAAAAAAAAUGUUAUCUUUUUAGUUUCUGAUGGGUUAGGUCAAACAGGUAUCACUGCUGCUAGACAAUUUAAACAAACUAGAGACAAUUUAACUAAUGAAGAAGCACUUUUAUUCUUGGAAAAUUAUCAAGUUGGCUCUGUUAGAACUAAAUCUGCUUCUCAAUUAAUCACAGAUUCUGCUGCUGCUGGUACUGCUUUUGCCGCUGGUCAUAAAACUUAUAAUGGUGCUAUCUCUGUUGAUGCAGAUGGUAAACCAAUUGGAACUUUUUAUGAAGGUGCUAAAUUGAAAAAUUAUAAAACUGGUAUUGUCUCCACUACAUUUGUUCAAGAUGCAACCAUUUGUACACCAAAUACUCAUGUUAAGACAAGACGUUCAUUAGAUUUAGUCGCGGAACAACAAUUAGGUUAUGGUCAUCCUUUAGGUCAAGUUAUUGAUAUUGUCAUUGGUGGUGGUCGUCAAAACUUGCAUGGUUCUGAACAAACCCAAUAUGGUACCAAAGGUACAAGAAAAGAUGGUGUUGAUUUGAUUGCUAAAGCUCAAGAAGAUGGUUGGACUUAUAUUGGUAAUAGAUCUGAUUUUGAUUCUUAUAAUUUAGGUAAUGAAGCUGUACCAAAAUUACCAUUAUUAGGGAUUUUCGGUGAAAGUAGUUUACCUUAUGAAAUUGAUAGAAAUCCUGAAGAAGUUCCAAGUUUAAGGGAAACUGCAUUAUUAGCUUUAAAUACUUUAAUUGAAGCUACAGAAGAUCAAGAUGAAGGUUUUGUUUUAUUAUUAGAAGGUGCAAGAAUUGAUCAUGCAGGCCAUGCAAAUGAUCCAGUUACUCAUGCAAGAGAUACUAUUGAAUUUGAUGAAACUUUUAAAGCAGUUAUUGAUAGAGUUUCUUCAUUAGAUACUGAAACCAUUGUUGUUUCUACUUCAGAUCAUGAAACUGGUGGUUAUGGAUUAGGUAUUGGUGAUGUUUAUGAUUAUUAUCCUGAAAAUUUAUUAAAUGCUACAAUUUCUACAGAACAAGCUGUUAAAUUAUUAGAUGCUUAUGAAGGAGAUGAUAAACCUUCAUAUUUGAAAAAUGAAAUCUUGGCUAAUCAAUUAAAAUUAACAAACGUUACAGAUGAUGAAAUUAAUCAAUUAAUUGAAUCUGAUCAAACUCAAGUUGAUAUUGCUACAAUUAUUUCAAAUCAAGCAGGUGUUGGUUGGAACACCGUGGCACAUUCUGCUCUUGAUGUCCCAAUUUUUGCAUGGGCAAAUACUAAAGAAGCUUAUAAUGAAAUUUUAGCAAAUCUAGGUUCAUCUGUGGAAAAUACUGAAAUUCCAAGAUUUUUCGCAAAAUUUAUUGGUGUUGAUUUAGAUGAAGUUACUGAAAAAAUUCAAGAGAUUAAAACUGAACCUGAUAACUGA
Hansenula ciferrii is the source of this 1467-nucleotide messenger RNA. RefSeq names its product alkaline phosphatase (gene ALP1). Lineage: Eukaryota; Fungi; Ascomycota; Saccharomycetes; Phaffomycetales; Wickerhamomycetaceae. Gene Ontology annotation, cellular component: fungal-type vacuole membrane. The coding region runs from base 1 to 1467 and encodes 488 amino acids. Gene Ontology annotation, molecular function: alkaline phosphatase activity. The transcript has a single exon. Gene Ontology annotation, biological process: dephosphorylation. The record is from RefSeq and is a predicted model, not a curated record.